Messenger RNA from Boeremia exigua, 2951 nucleotides. Its product is annotated as fungal-specific transcription factor domain-containing protein. Gene Ontology annotation, molecular function: DNA-binding transcription factor activity, RNA polymerase II-specific; DNA binding; zinc ion binding. The record is from RefSeq and is a predicted model, not a curated record. Lineage: Eukaryota; Fungi; Ascomycota; Dothideomycetes; Pleosporales; Didymellaceae. Bases 380 to 2797 code for a protein of 805 amino acids. The transcript has 2 exons. Gene Ontology annotation, biological process: DNA-templated transcription; regulation of DNA-templated transcription.
GUUACCCUAGCGAUAAUGGGAGCCAAAUGAAGACGUUUGAGAGUUUGACAGCUGCCACGAUCUUCAUCAGCAGUGGAGGAAAUAUCGCAUUCGGAUUCUAGCACAUGCAAGCAAGUUGCUCACAGGCUGUGCUCGCUUCUGCGACUGACAUGGCAUUGAUCCACACGGCGCCCAAACUCACCCUGGCCCCAAUCACGGAGGACAGUCCGAUAGGUACUUGAGCACCAUGACGCUGUGGAGUCUCCCGCUCACAGGACAAUUCGGCUUCACAGCUCCGAAGCCUAAUUUUGAAAGAUGAGGACUGGAACGAUGAGCUGUCUCUGACAACAACCGGAAGUAUUCAUCCCUAUUUACAAAUGCCCAUGAGUCGUGAAACAACAUGUCCGAACGAAGCCGCGACAAGGCCGAUCCAGCACCACGAAAGCGAGCGCUCGUCAGUUGCGACCGAUGCAAAGUCCGGAGAGCACGAUGUAUUCGAGACAACCCAGACGAACCAUGUGCGGACUGCAAGAUGAGUGGGGUGUUGUGCGAGUCCAAGCUUCCCCGGAAGCAACGUGUUUAUGGGAGCGUGGAGACUCUGAGCCUUCGAUACCGAGCAUUGGAGUCCCUAGUUAAAGGACUUUUCCCUCACGACAAUGUCCAGGACGUCAACGUAUUGUUCAAGCUGGCGGCAGAGCGGAACAUUCCAAUGCCAGCAAGCGACGAUUACAGACCGGCAAAUAUCUUUAGCAGUCCUACUCAACCAGGACCUUCGCAGGAGACACAGCGACCCCUUUCGACACCACACUCCGGGCAGUCGAUAAUCUCGCCACAUGCUACGGAGUCCACUUCCACAACCUCUCCUAUCUCUACAACAAGAGAGAUACGCCACAAUCCCUUUUCAGAAGUACAGCAAGCAGGGCGCAUCCAUGAAGAACUGAUCCCAACGCGGCAUGGAGUGCCGCACUACUUCGGCCCGUCCAGCAGCUUCCGUCUUGCCACGACCAUUCGAGUGUUGGUAGCACGGUGGAGGGCUGCCGGCGGGAACGUACCAACACUCCGGGGAUCUGCGUCUGAUGCCACCAGCAGAGAAUCAGACCCUUCUUUACAGCGAGCCAGCACAUACCCCUCGGACGAAGAGUACACGAUUGGCGGGUCUGGAGGCACGGAAUCGCCGCUCCUUAGUCGUAAAAGUCGCAAGCGAUCGAGAACGCAGAUGGAAAUGACAGAUGACGUACAGAAAACACUCAGCGAACCUACUGUAGACACCAUUGGGGACUUACUGCCAUCCAGGUCACUUGCAGACGCGCUCGUGUCGGCCUACUUCGACCACGUUCACAUCUAUCUCCCGUUGUUUCACAGGAGCAUGUUCCAAUUCCAUUUAGAAGCCACGUACUCAAAGAGAUCAGAGCUGAUCAAAGACUCUACAGAAAUAUGUUGGCUCGUAUGUCUGUGCCUGGUCUUUUCGUUUGGCUGUCAGCAACUGCAGGAGCACGACCCGGAGCGGUCACAGGAACUACGCGUGAAAUACCUCAACUUUGUCAAGUCCUACUUUCGACACCUGCUCAUAACAACUUCGAUCGUCAACGUCCAGGCUUUAGUACUGCUCAAUGUUCAUCACCACACUAUUGGCCAAGUUAGCAGCUCUUGGCUACUAAUCGGGCUGGCUACACGCAUGGCGAUAACAAUGGGUCUGCAUCGUGAUGCUACAAACGUGGGAUUUGAUCCGAUCGAGCGAAACACGCGCAGGCAGGUGUGGUGGUCCAUCUACGCCUUUGAGCGAAUACUCUGCAGCAUCCUCGGUCGACCCACCGCCAUUGAUGACCGAGAGAUGGCAAUGAGGAUACCAGACGCUCCUAUGAUCGAGCAAAAGAGCAUGUCUGCAAACUUUCUGGACUAUUCUUACAAAUUAAUACGAAUGUCGUAUACGAUUCGUCAACGAGCAUAUUUUGACUCCAGUACUUCCGAAGAAAGAUCCCCUUCACUGGCCCUGGCCGAGUCCUUGAUGCGGGAAUGCAACACCAUUAUACAAGCAAUCCCGCCGGAGCUAUCGUUGAGCUACGUGCCGACGUUGCCACCAGAACAGAAGGCCAGAGUCCUUCUUUGCCACGUGUAUUAUUACUACACCCGGUGCAUAGUAUCGCGAGACUUCUUAGUCAAAAAAGCCGAGAGAAACAUAGCCUAUCUUCAAGAUAAGCAGAUACACUACUCGGAAGAGUAUUCAAGAACACUCGCGUUGAGCGAAGACUGUGUGGAGUCAGCUCAUCAAAGCCUAAGGUGCAUCAUGGAAGGCGCUGGCUUGAAAAUGAUCGGCUACUCCUGGCUUGAUCUGUUCUUCGUCUUUCACUCGGUCCUAAUCGUAUGCGCCGACUUCGUCGCUCGUCCAAAGAAUCAACAGGAUACCGCGAAGGACAUUGAGCGGAAGGAAAUGGUGCGUGCCAUGCUGAGAUAUAUCCGCGGAAUGAAGCUUGCUGCCACAUACAAGAUUCUUGGCAGGAUCGCGACACAGUUUGCGACUUUAACAGGCAUAGCCGAGGAACACGAUUCAUCGGUGGACGCAUUCUCAGCGGGAUUUGAAGUCGUUGAAGACCAGACAAUGCUUGGUUCCGUUGAGACAGCGCCUGAAAUAUCGGAUGUGCAGGAAGACUGGUUCUCAAAUGCGGCAUCUAAUCUAGGCCUAGAUUUUUUCGACUUGCAGGAGACGCAACCGCUGCAAGCAGAACACUCAGCAUACCCUGAGAUGUACGGAGCACAGCCAAGCACCAGCGAAGUGGAUGAUUGGACAGCUCGAACACUGAGAGGGAUGCAUGCGCUCUAAACGAGUGAUAUGCGUCAAACGAAACGAACAACUCACAUUAUGUGGCUACACGUUGUGCUCCUUGUUGUGACGCUGUGAUGGUGGUAAUUGAGCUUGAGAUGACGUCAUACAAACUGUAUAGUUUAGUGCUGUUAAAGUCGCACUUACUGUCUGU